Raphanus sativus (radish) is the source of this 1047-nucleotide messenger RNA. RefSeq lists its product as uncharacterized. The record is from RefSeq and is a predicted model, not a curated record. The annotation marks the transcript as partial. The transcript is spliced from 7 exons. Lineage: Eukaryota; Viridiplantae; Streptophyta; Magnoliopsida; Brassicales; Brassicaceae.
UUGUGAAAACAAAAAUCUCAAAACCUGUGAAACAGUCAGAAGGUUCCGUGAGCAUCGGGCGGUUCAGAUUGUUUUCAACUAGUCAUCGGAAAUAAAACAAAACAGCCAGAGAAAACUUUUUCCCCAAUGAGUCUAAUUAGGGUUUGUGAGUGAGCUUCAAGGAGGAGGAUGUGGCACGAAGCGAGAAGAUCGGAGAAGAAGGUGCACGACAUGAUGGACGCGGCUCGGAAAAGAGCUCAGCGUCGAGCCAUCUUCUUAGCUAAACGCCGCGGAGACCCCAUCCAAUCGAUCCAAGCCGUUGGAUCCCGCUACAAAAUCUUCCGCGAUGACGGUCUUUACCAAGCCACCGAGGAUCAACAGGGCCUGAUACCUUGGAACGGGAAGCAGGAUGUUAUGAUUGAUAGAUUCGAUGGGCGAGCUAUGCUGGAUUUUGUGAGGGAGGCUGGUUCGAGGAGCAUAAGGCCACAUAAGAAGUCGGAGGAGGAGGAAGAAGUUGAGGAGUUUGUUAAUUUUGAGCGUUACCGGGAUUUAAUUAAGCACCGCCGUAGAGGAUUUUCUGAUGGGGAGGGUUUGCUACACGUCAGUCAAGAACUUGAGGCCAAACUUGCUGCUCCCUUCCUUGGAACAAAACCACAACAAGCUCAACCACCUGCAAACAAAGGCACGUAUUCACAGGUUGGAUUUUCGUAUGGUGGAAACGGGAAAGAGGCGUUGUUUGAUGCGGAGGAAGAUGAUGAUGACGACGAUGAUGAUGGGGAUGAGGAGGAAGAUUUCGACAGUAAUGACAGCGAAGACGAAGGGAUGGAAGCAAUUGCGAAACAGUUUGGCGUUAAGCGGUAUGGGUGGCUCGUUUAUAUGGAUAAGAAGGCGAAAGAGGAAGAGAAAAGGCAAAAGGAACUUAUCAAAGGAGAUCCUUCAGUUAAGAAGCUAAGUCGAAAGGAAAGAAGGAAGGUUUCUAGGAUAGAGAGGGAUAGAGAAAGAGAAACUUCAAGGUUUGGAAGACACAUGAUGCAGCAUGAUCCCUACAGGGAGUCUCGAAGGAGUCCU